Molecule: messenger RNA, 1050 nt
Organism: Harpegnathos saltator (Jerdon's jumping ant)
Lineage: Eukaryota; Metazoa; Arthropoda; Insecta; Hymenoptera; Formicidae
Gene: mbf1
Product: multiprotein bridging factor 1
Exons: 4
Coding region: 181-624 (147 amino acids)
Cellular component (GO): nucleus
Molecular function (GO): DNA binding
Source: RefSeq, a predicted model, not a curated record
CAGUUCGGUCGGUCGUGCGGUCGAUCGAGCUGCCGCGCCGCAUGAUUUUCGGAACGUCGGCGAAGCGAAGAACUUGCUGGAGAGAGCACGGUGCAGCGCGGCGCAGGCUAAGUGGAAAACCACGACGGUGAUAUCGUGUUCGUGUGUGAUAACCGACGAUUCACGGUGACUUCUUACAAUAUGUCAGAUUGGGAUACUGCGCCUAUUACUUUACGUAAACGCACGCCAAAAGCGUCCACGCUGAAAACCGAGAAGGCGGUGAACGAUGCGCGGCGGCAAGGUUUCACCGUGGAGACACAGGCAAAAUGGGGUGGUGGUGCAAAUAGACAACACGUAACUACGAAGAACACAGCUAAAUUGGACCGUGAAACAGAAGAGUUGAAGCAUGAUAAAAUUCCACUUGACCUUGGUAAACUUAUUCAACAGGGUCGGCAAAGCAAAGGAUUGUCUCAAAAGGACCUAGCAACGAAAGUUAAUGAGAAGGCACAAGUUAUCAACGACUACGAAGCAGGACGUGGAAUACCAAACCAGAUGGUCAUUGGCAAGAUCGAGCGAGUAUUGGGAAUUAAAUUGCGCGGUAAAGAUCGUGGCAAACCGUUAACGACCCCCGGGACAAAGAAGUGAAUCUCGGGGGAAGGAAACUAUUUUACAUUUCACAAGUUCUUAUGAAAGAACUUCGGCGGAGACGGUAGUACGGAAAGCCACAAACCCCUACCUUUCUUUCUUUUGAUUACUUUGAUAUUGUGCAUUACAGAGUAGGUUACAAUUACCUUGUUCUUACGUAUGGAAAAUAAAAGAAGAUAUUUUAGGAUAAAACAAACAGAUAUAACAAACUGUAAUAUUAAGAAAAGUUUACUGAGUUACCUCCAUAAUUAAUUUGUUACAGAUUUUCAAGUGUACAUUAUUGAUGCUACUAUUAAGAACAAAAUAUGCUUGAGUGGUAAAAUAAAUAAUUCUUAAUUUAUAAUAAAGUAUCCAAUAUUUGUUUAUUGAACACCAUGUAGAGGAAUUGUAUGCAAGGGUUUAUUAAGAAUUUUUAAAAAAUGCAGA